AUGUUAGAGGAAUAUGCACAGUCACCAAAGAUCACAAUAGAUGAGCUACCUAUAAUAAAAUUACUGUGCAAUGUGACACUGGUGGUGUUUGACUGUGACAACAUGAUUGCGGUUUGUAAUGCAGAUUCUGCAGUGUUUGCCACCAAUGUCCGCCAGCUCAAUGAGCUACUUCCCCAGAAAAUCAAACAAACCAGACAUG
This is a messenger RNA of Sphaeroforma arctica JP610, 199 nucleotides long. RefSeq lists its product as hypothetical. The annotation marks the transcript as partial. The transcript has a single exon. Lineage: Eukaryota; Ichthyosporea; Ichthyophonida. The record is from RefSeq and is a predicted model, not a curated record.